Messenger RNA from Juglans microcarpa x Juglans regia, 585 nucleotides. RefSeq lists its product as uncharacterized. The record is from RefSeq and is a predicted model, not a curated record. Bases 1 to 585 code for a protein of 194 amino acids. Lineage: Eukaryota; Viridiplantae; Streptophyta; Magnoliopsida; Fagales; Juglandaceae. The transcript has a single exon.
AUGGCUCGUUUUUUCUUUUGCAAAUUGCUUAUAUACUUGUCAUCUGAUAAUGAGUUGGAUGUUGUUCUUAAUGUCGAGGUUAAUGGAGAGUCAUCGAGACAUCGUGGCAAUCGCCAACAUCGUAAGUUUAUUCGGCGUGAUCAUAUUCAAUGGCACGAGUGCCUUUUUCACGACUAUUUCAUAGAAAAUCCAAUAUAUCAUUCUAAUCUAUUUCGAAUGAGAUUUCGAAUGAGCCGUCCCUUAUUUCUCUGUAUUCUAAAGGAGCUAGAGGCUUAUGAGCCAUACUUCGUCAAGAGAAGAGAUAAUGCCGGAAGACUCAGUUUAUCUUCUAUGCAAAAGAUAACCGUAACACUUAAAAUGCUGUCGUAUGGGGUUACUAAAGAUUUUAUAGAUGAAUACAUACAUAUUGGAGAAAGCACCACAAUGGAGAGCCUCAAAAUAUUCUGCAAGACAAUCGUAACUGUUUUUUCAGAUGAAUAUUUGUGGUCUCCAAAUGUCAAUGAUAUUGCUCGAUUGCUUGCGAUUGGUGAACAAUGCGAAUUCUCAAGAAUACUGGGAAACAUUGAUUAUAUGCAUCGGAAGUAA